This is a messenger RNA of Solanum lycopersicum (tomato), 1544 nucleotides long. RefSeq lists its product as uncharacterized. The record is from RefSeq and is a predicted model, not a curated record. Gene Ontology annotation, cellular component: Golgi apparatus. NCBI's taxonomy places the organism in Eukaryota, Viridiplantae, Streptophyta, Magnoliopsida, Solanales, Solanaceae.
UCUCUGUUAUUCAAGAAUCAGAAAAGAAAAUGGCGAUCCAAAAAACCCACAAGGGGAAAACAAAACCAAGAUCUCCAACACUCAUACUUACAGUUUCCAUUGUAGCCAUAACUUUGUUAUACAUAGUUUCAACGUUGUUUUCCCCAAAUGGGUUCUCUUUUUCCACUUCCAUAACCUCAAAAAACUCAGUCUUUUCUAAGAAUCGUAGACAACAUAAUGGGCCUCAUAAGUAUCUUUAUUGGGGCAAUAGAAUUGAUUGUCCUGGAAAACAUUGUGAUACUUGUGCAGGUUUGGGUCAUCAAGAAUCAAGUCUUAGGUGUGCUCUUGAAGAAGCUAUGUUUCUUCGGAGAACAUUUGUUAUGCCUUCAAAGAUGUGUAUCAAUCCGAUCCACAACAAUAAAGGAAUUCUUCACAGUUCCAGCAAUUCAAUUUCUGAGGAAAGGUGGGCAGAUAGUUCGUGUGCUAUGGAUUCUUUGUAUGAUCUAGAUCUCAUCUCUGUCACUGUACCUGUAAUUUUAGACAAUUCUGAAAUGUGGCAUCAUGUCCUGGCUACAAGCAUGAAGUUAGGUUCUAGAGGGGUUGCCCACGUUGAAGGAGUUAGCAGGGCUGAUCUCAAAGAAAAAAGUUCUUACUCAAACAUUUUGCUUAUCAAUCGAACUGCAAGCCCGCUUUCUUGGUUUGCAGAAUGCAAGGAUAGGAAAAAUCACAGCUCCAUUCUUCUGCCAUAUUCGUUUCUUCCUUCAAUGGCUGCGGAAAAACUACGAUAUGCAGCAGAAGAAAUCAAGAAGCUGCUUGGUGAUUAUGAUGCUAUGCAUGUUCGAAGAGGUGAUGUUCUGAAGACAAGAAAGGACAGGUUUGGGGUUGAACGAAGUUUGCACCCUCAUUUGGACAGGGAUACACGUGCAGAGUUUAUUCUAUGCAGAAUAGCAAAAUGGGUCCCGCCUGGGCGAACCCUUUUUAUUGCUUCGAAUGAGAGGACACCAGGUUACUUUUCUCCUCUAGCUGUGAGGUACAAGCUGGCGUAUUCCUCGAAUUAUAGCAGCAUUUUGGAUCCACUGAUUGAAAACAAUUACGAGCUCUUCAUGGUAGAAAGGCUUAUUUUGAUGGGAGCAAAAACAUUUAUCAAAACAAUGAAAGAAGACGAUAAUGAUCUCAGCCUCAGCGAUGAUCCUAAAAAGAAUACCAAGAAAUGGGAAAUACCGGUGUAUACAAGAGAUGGUGAAGAAUGUUAGCUCUCAGAUGCUUGAUGAAGAAUACCGGCUAUUUUGUUCUUCUGUUGUAAAGCAAAAUCUUUGUGGUUUCCUUUGUGAAUGUCAGAGUUGUUAGGUACUAGUUUAGAAAAGUGCCUGUUUCUACAUGUUGUAUGUAUAUUAUGAUAUGGGAGGGCUUCAAUUGGACAUAGAGUUUAAUUGAAAACAUGAAGUGUUGAUUAGGUCAUUCUUUGUUAAAUCCAUGAAAAUGGUGCUGCCUGAUCAAGAAAUGUUAAAUUUUAUUGAUAAGUUUGAUAUAUAUAUGGUGCGAAGGAAAAUGUUUUUCAUGAGAAA